AUGGCCGUUUUGCUUCUGAGUAUUAUAUUACUUGCAGAUUCAGCCCUUGGAAAGAUUGACAGGCAGGGGAUUGUCAGCAAGUAUAAUGUUAGGAGAGACCGAUUAAUCGAUAAUACUACCACCCCUUUACAAGUGGGAAAUGGUAACUUUGCAUUCAAUGUUGACAACACGGGGAUGCAGACUUUCCUACCUUUUAAUACACUCUCUAGUUGGGCAUGGCAUAAUGAUACUCUACCAACUGGCAAGGAAAGCCUCAGCGACUACCAUGGAGUGGCGAUGAUGACACAUGAGAGAAACGUCCCUUACGAUAUCCCAGACCCGGGUCUCCCAGAAGUUUCGCAAUGGCUCAUAUCCAAUCCUAACCGAAUCAACCUAGGCCGUAUUGGCCUUAGAUAUCAAGGAGUUAGUUUGCCAGCUUCUAAAAUUUCAAAUGAAGUCCAAGAGCUCGAUCUAUGGAACGGAAUCAUAACUUCCACUUUUGAUAUCUCCGGAGAGAGUGUCAAAGUAGUUACUCAAGGAGACUUCGAAUCGGAUGCGGUAACUUUUCAUGUUGAAUCACAACUCUUAGCUUCAGGUGACCUAGAGAUUGAACUUGAUUUCCCCUAUCCGCCAAUACAUACCACGAAGUAUAAAUACGAGGUUUUCGCUGGUGUCUACGACUUUCCUCUAAACCAUACCACUUUAAUCGCUAAGAACGGCAAAGAAAAUGAAGCACACAUUUAUCAUGAGUUACAAGAGACGAAAUAUUUCGUCAACUUACGAUGGCCCGUCGACAGUCCGCUUCGCUUAAGCAGAGUUGAACCUCCAGGAUCAAAUUCCGUAACAGCCCACCGCUAUACCCUCUCAUCGGCAGCCAAGUCUCGCUAUAGAUCUAGCAUUAUCGACUUCACAGCACAUUUCUCCCUGGAUAAACGGAUAGCUGCACUUCCAUCACGGAUAAGGAGUCGUAACCCCGAACAAUGGCACGAGUACUGGGAGGAAGGCGGUUUUGUGGAUUUAACAUCUUCUUCGAACCCUAAAGCUGACGAACUUCAGCGACGAAUUAUCCUAUCGCAAUACCACGUUCGAGUGAACAGUGCGGCGACAGGUCAGUCUCCCCAAGAAAGUGGAUUGAUGAAUAACGGGUGGUACGGAAAAUUUCAUAUGGAAAUGGCUGUAUGGCACAAUGCUCACUGGUCAACCUGGGGCCGACAAAAGUAUUUCGAUAACAUUUUCCCUGGGUUAUAUAAGACACUGUUGCCUUCGUCGAUAGCAAGAGCGAAAUCGAUGGGAUGGGAAGGAGCCAGGUGGCCCAAGAUGACUGAAAUCGAAACAGGAGUUAGCUCGCCAGGUGGUAUCAAUGGUCUACUCCUAUGGCAACAGCCCCAUUCCAUGUACAUGGCAGAAUUAGCGUAUCAAGCUUCCCCUAGACGAGAAACUUUAGAACGAUGGGACGCUGUAAUAAGUGCUGCUGCGGAUUACAUGGCAUCGUACGCAUGGAAGAACGAGAGUUCAAGACGCUAUGACCUUGGUCCGCCCAGUUACGGAGUAACAGAAAACACACCUCCAGCUGAAACGCUCAAUCUAGCUUACGAAAUCGCGUAUUGGAGAUAUGGACUGGAUGUUGCGCGCGAAUGGAAAAGAAGACUAGGCCAGCAAAUUCCCGAAAAAUGGACGACCGUAGCAGAGAACUUGGCUCGUCCACAGCAGGUUGACGGCCUUUACGCCGUGUACGAGGGCCUAAAUAGCUCCUGGUGGGAAGAUCCCAAGCUUAACGGGGACCCUCGAAGCCUCAUUAUGCUCCAAGGUAUCCUUCCCGACACGCCGGCAAUUGACCCCGACGUCGCGCUCAAAACGGCAGAUAAGAUCUGGGGAGUCUGGACUGACGAUAAAAUCCGCGGCUGGGGCCGGCCUGUGCUCGCAAUCAACUCGGCUCGAAUUGGGAACCCAGAGCGUGCGAUCUAUCACAUGACAGUAUACGACUAUUGGAUAUUCGACGACGCAGGAUUUGCUGUGCGUGGAGGCGACGGUGGCACACCUCCUCCCUUUAUGCCUGGUAAUGCGGGAUUGCUCUAUGCGGUGGCGUACAUGGCUGCCGGUUGGAAGCGAUCCACGGAGGAUGCUCCGGGAUUUCCUAAGGACGGAAGCUGGAUAGUAAAGCAUGAAGGUCUGCUGAAAGCGCUGUAG
Molecule: messenger RNA, 2166 nt
Organism: Daldinia caldariorum
Lineage: Eukaryota; Fungi; Ascomycota; Sordariomycetes; Xylariales; Hypoxylaceae
Product: Six-hairpin glycosidase-like protein
Exons: 9
Coding region: 1-2166 (721 amino acids)
Biological process (GO): carbohydrate metabolic process
Source: RefSeq, a predicted model, not a curated record